UCAACUUUGACCAGAAUCGGAAGCUUAGCUAGCUCAGAGUUGCAUGCUGGGAUAUCGGUCUCUUUCACGUUGCGGCGGACCAAAUUUCUCACGAUACCGAGGAAGCCGCAAAAUCUGACAAAAUGGUGGCCUCAAAGAAGCAGAAAAAGCAGAUGGAAAGCAUCAACACUCGCCUUCAACUGGUGAUGAAAAGUGGCAAGUACAAUCUUGGCUACAAGCAGACAUUGAAGGCUCUCCGCAAUGGCAAGGCAAAGCUGGUCAUUCUUGCUAACAACACACCCCCACUUAGGAAAAGUGAAGUAGAAUACUACGCUAUGUUGGCCAAGACUGGUGUCCAUCACUACAGCGGUAACAACAUUGAACUCGGGACAGCCUGCGGAAAGUACUUCAGGGUGUGCACACUCUGCAUCACAGACCCUGGUGACAGUGACAUCAUCCGCAGCAUGCCAUCAGAGCAGGCCUCGUAAGGUCAAGGUCGGGGGUCAGUUCUUGGGGUCAAAUAAAUCAUAUUGUCUCAUGUGUAGAUAA
Strongylocentrotus purpuratus (purple sea urchin) is the source of this 528-nucleotide messenger RNA. RefSeq names its product 60S ribosomal protein L30 (gene rpl30). NCBI's taxonomy places the organism in Eukaryota, Metazoa, Echinodermata, Echinoidea, Camarodonta, Strongylocentrotidae. Gene Ontology annotation, molecular function: structural constituent of ribosome; RNA binding. Gene Ontology annotation, cellular component: cytosolic large ribosomal subunit. The record is from RefSeq and is a predicted model, not a curated record. The transcript has 5 exons. The coding region runs from base 123 to 467 and encodes 114 amino acids.